AUGAAAAGUCUUAUAAGCUUUCUAGCCCUUAUAUGACUAGCUACAGGUGAUUCUUCAAGAACUGCUCAAGAUGGAUACUUGGAUCUUGGAAAAAUCAGAUGAUGAAAAGAUAUUUGGGCUCCUAAUCCUAUUGAGCUCUCUCAAACUAAUUCUGGGACUUCCAGUGUCACUGUCAAUAUCAAUUUUAGACCUCAAACAUCUUUACCAACAACAGGAAAUAUGGGGUUUGUUAUUGUGACUGUGACAUCAACUUUUUCAAGCACAACAACUUAUACUUCUAACUCUAUGGCAAUAAAGGCAAAUACUGAUACUUCGUAUUCUUUUACUUUAGAAACAACUUUACCUUCUGCCGGAGUCUACGGGCCUUUCCAAAUAGUAACUAAAACUUCAACAUCUGGGCAAAUCUACGACGCAAACUACGUUUUCGGUUGUGUAGCAGUUUCAGCCUCAGUUUCUUCAGCUUCUGCGAAUUCUUUAACAGUAAGCACAGUCUAUUUGACCUCUAUUACAGCAAUUGUUGGUUCCUCAGAUGGACUUUACUUCACUUUUACAAUCCCUGCUAGCUCUAAUCUUUGGAAACACGACACUUUUGAAAUCGUCCCUGACAGCUACUGGACAAUUCCUUCAAGCCCAACUUGUGCUUCUGUUGACAUUUCAGGCAAUACUAAUUAUAUCAAAGGUCCUAACGGAGACAAUAGCCUACCUUGUGCUGUUGCAGCAAGUGGAGGGGCUAAAGGAGGAUACAGCACUGCUAAAUCAACCUCUCCUUCUAUGAUAAACAGCAUUUAUAUAUAUGGGCUUUCUCAAGACGUGAUUAUAACUUCAAGUUAUCAGGUCAAGCUUCAAGUUUCCAGCUUUACUUUGCCUUCUUCAGCUGUUUCAUCAUCAAGCUUCAGUUGGAAUCUAAAAAUCUGGAGAUGGGGAACUACCAACCUUCUUGCUCAAUUUGCUGGAAGCGGACCAUUGCAACCAGUCGCUGGAACUAUAACAGUAAGCUCAUGGGCUCCAUAUAAUUCUAAUUUGCAAACAUCAGAUAUUCCAAAUACUUCUAGCGCUUUUUAUAUCUUUACUAUACUCACUUUGCAAACAGCUCAUCCAAUUACAGCUGGAUCAAUUAUUAUUACCUUUAACAACAACGUAGACAUUAAUGGUGGCAAAUGGUGACAAGACGCUUAUGAUGGAUCAGGGUCAAAUAAUAAAGCUUUAUGCUAUUUGAAUACCUAUGAAAAAGGUGUGACUUGCGCUGUAAGUAUUUCAAGUCAGUCAGCAACCAUUUACUUUGGUAACAGAAGUUCUGGCCUUGCUGCUAAUAUUGCAAUUUCUAUUACUCUUUUAACGAAGCUUAGUGUAGGUGCUAAAAUUUCUUCAAUAACAAGCAAUGAUGCAACAAGUUCUACUAAUGUUAUUGAUCAAUUUACUGCAGGAUAUGCUUGGACAUUUGGCAGCUCAGCUACAACAGCUUAUACCUCUAUGACUAAUUUCCAGUUUUAUGCAGCUUCUGGAACGGCGUGGAGUGGUUCAACUGCUGGUACAAUUGAGUAUAAAGAUCCAUCACUUUUUGUUUCAGGCUUGCAAAAAGGAGGUAAUCUAGAUACUUGAUGUGGGCUGCAACGCCAUCAACUACUUGGGCAGCCAAUUGUUAAAUAUAAAUGUCCCACCCUUAUUUGUAUAUAUAAUUUAAUUAGACUUAUUAUAAUAUUUAUCGAAGUUAGGAAGGUUUAACAAUAUGGAUUAACAAUAAUAUGUAUAAACCUUAAAUCUUUUUGUAAAAUAUUAAAAGAUGGCUAAAUAGUUGAUAAUUAUUUUUUUAUAUUUUUAUUAAUUUUUUCUGUUUAUUUAUAAUGAUUUUUGAGUAGGCUGGUCUUUAAUUUUUUGGCCUGCCAGUUAUAGUUUAG
This is a messenger RNA of Blepharisma stoltei, 1895 nucleotides long. NCBI's taxonomy places the organism in Eukaryota, Ciliophora, Heterotrichea, Heterotrichida, Blepharismidae. The record is from the annotation of a GenBank genome assembly.